Lodderomyces margitis is the source of this 1215-nucleotide messenger RNA. Its product is annotated as TRAMP complex RNA-binding subunit. The record is from RefSeq and is a predicted model, not a curated record. Gene Ontology annotation, molecular function: zinc ion binding; nucleic acid binding. Lineage: Eukaryota; Fungi; Ascomycota; Pichiomycetes; Serinales; Debaryomycetaceae. Gene Ontology annotation, biological process: polyadenylation-dependent RNA catabolic process. The coding region runs from base 1 to 1215 and encodes 404 amino acids. The transcript has a single exon.
AUGUCAGGGAUUCUACCCUUUGUUGAAGAUACAGUAGGAGAAAAGUUGAAGCGGCAUAGACAAGAGCCAGUUCUGAUAGAGUCAAUAAUACGGGGUGAUGAAAGUACACCUCCGGUUAACACUGGAUACAAGAAGGAUGAGUCUUACACAUCAUUUGCAAUCGAAGAAGUGAAUAAUGAUCCCGACGAGCUAAUAAAUUUACGGGGAGAAGGGAGGUACUUUGGGGUAACAGAUCCGGACAAUGAAAAUCAACAAUCACUAGGCCCAAUAUGCGAUAAUUGCCAUGAACGUGGUCAUAAACGUGCACAGUGUAAGGUUGUCAUUUGCCACAAAUGUGGGAAAGUAGGCGAUCAUUACGAGUCACAAUGCCCUACAACUCUAGUUUGUUUAAGAUGCGGUGAAAAGGGUCAUUACAUCCUGCAAUGUAAAAGCAAAGUACGGAAGAAGCAAUAUUGCCGCAAUUGUGAUUCGUUUCAACACGGAGAUGAAGAUUGUCCCAGUAUAUGGAGAUCGUAUUUAACAAAAAGAGCCGCAAAUGUAGCGGACGAAGAUGCAGAAAGUCUAGUUUUGCCUAAUAUUUAUUGUUACAACUGUGGAUCUGACGAACAUUAUGGAGAUGAUUGUAACAAACAAAGGUCAUCGCGUAUUCCCAACCUUGGUAGUGCAUUCAGUGGUAAUAAUUUGCCCAGAAAUUUACGACCUAUUUACUUCCUCAGAUUGAAAAACAGCGACUCUGGAUCAUCUCGUGGUUCCGAGUACGAUCCUAGUCUAACACCAAGAGAUUACAAUUCACAGUAUGAUCCAAGAGAAACAAGUAAACGGACCGGCAAUUUCAAUUUUAAUGGAAAUGCUCCAUCUUACAGCCAGCAGCAACCAUCGAGGUCUGGGUUUAUACCGAUGAAUAAUGGAGGAUCUAGAUUCCCUUCUGGCCCAUCUGCAAAGAGCUACCAAAGUGGAUACUAUAACAAUUCUGACAGCCAAGGUCGCAAUAAUGGAUACGGUAACAAUAACUAUGGACGAAAUGGUCAUGGAAGUAAUGACUUUGGCAGAAGCAGCUAUGGAAAUAACUCUACCAGUGGAAGCCGUCAACCAUCAAGAAGUGGAUUCGUGGGAAGUAGGAAUGUCUCCAAGGGAGAUAGGAUAUCAAAACCUUCAAGAAGCGGGCUCAUUGAUAAUAGUAAAAGCAAGUAUAAAAAGAAACAUAUACGUUACUAG